Molecule: messenger RNA, 486 nt
Organism: Suncus etruscus (white-toothed pygmy shrew)
Lineage: Eukaryota; Metazoa; Chordata; Mammalia; Eulipotyphla; Soricidae
Product: keratin-associated protein 13-1-like
Exons: 2
Coding region: 1-486 (161 amino acids)
Source: RefSeq, a predicted model, not a curated record
AUGUCCAGCAACUGCUGUUCCAGAAACUUCUCCUCCAGCUCUCUUGGGAGUGCCCUGUGCUACUCUGGAACUUCCUGUGGCUCCUCUUACCCCAGUAACCUGGUCUACACCACCGAAGUCUGCUCUCCCACCACCUACCAACUGGGAUCCUCUCUCUACCCGGGCUGUGGGGAGACCAUCUGUGAGCCCAUCAGACCUUGCCAGUCCUCCUGCUACCGCCCCAGGCCUUCCAUGUUCUGCAGUCCCUGCCAGUCAUCCUACACAGGGUCUCUGGGCUGUGGACCCAGCAGCAGCUGCUCCCUUGGCUAUGGAUCUGGAAGCUUCUACACAGUGGGCUGUGGAUCCAGCAGCUGCAGACCCUUGGCUUGUGGAGUCAGUGGCUUCCCUGCUCUGACCUCUGUCUCUGGCUUCUGCCGCCCUUCCUACUUGACAUCUGUGCCCUGCCAGUCUUCAUGUUAUAGACAACCCUGUGGAUCUGGCUGCUAA